This is a messenger RNA of Octopus bimaculoides (California two-spot octopus), 3169 nucleotides long. RefSeq lists its product as uncharacterized. Gene Ontology annotation, molecular function: RNA polymerase II-specific DNA-binding transcription factor binding. NCBI's taxonomy places the organism in Eukaryota, Metazoa, Mollusca, Cephalopoda, Octopoda, Octopodidae. Gene Ontology annotation, biological process: heart development; positive regulation of transcription by RNA polymerase II; negative regulation of transcription by RNA polymerase II. Gene Ontology annotation, cellular component: nucleus. The record is from RefSeq and is a predicted model, not a curated record.
AUGUGUUCUGAUGAAGAAGGAUCAAAAAAGAUCCGUUUGGAUUCAGAUCACUUGGCAUCCGAAGCUGAAGAAUCCGAUACUUGUACAGAGUCUGGAUCUCCUCUUCCAAAACCUAUAAAAGUUGGUCAACUAUACCAAUGUCCGUGUUGUUCCUACUCAGCAGAAAAACUCUCUGGGUUAAACCGCCACAGAAGAAUACACAACAGGUCGGCAAAAGAAUGUGAAGAAACCCCACUGAAUAAACCAAUUCUGAAAUCUGAGACAUUUUGUAAAGAAUGUAACAUUCAAUUCAGUUCCGUGAAUACAUUUAGAGGCCACAAGAAAUUUUAUUGUUCCCGUCGGAACAAGGAAACUCGGAAAGUAGAGUCACCAAAUGUAUUAAAUAAGCCUGAAAUUGGAUCGCAGAGUCCCGUGAAUUCACUGACGCCAGUUACUCAUCAUUUGUCAAAUGUUCCUUAUCAUGUGACAGCGGGGAGCUCAGUAUUGUCGACGCAGACGGCAGUUAUUGUAGCAGCCCCUAUUUUAGCACCGAAUGGCAUCCCAAGCCUUGCAUUUACCGUACCAACAGUCAUCGUACAACCAGUCGUUUCUUCUGCUAACCUCACCCAGCCUGCCCAGGCCCACCAAACCACCAUUCCUACGUCGAAUUCAAGCAAAGAUCAACCAUUAGAUUUAAGUACUAAGAAGGACGAUGCAAAAUCAGAAGAGAAAGUCGCAGUUGAACCGCUUUCACCAACAGUUUCAGAAUCUUCAGAUACGAGGAACCGAAUCAAAGAAGAGUUUGAUUCCACAUCUGCAGAAAGAAAAUCAGUUUCUGAAAGUUCUUCAUCUUCUUCAGCCUCGUCUGCUUCAUCUUCUUCAUGUUCUGCCACCACUACUACUACAGCUACCACCACGACCACCACUGCUGCAGCCGCUGCUAUUGCUGCCACAACAUGGUCGACCACAGAACCUAACGUUCUCAACCAGUUUUUCAAACAAGCCGCUCAACAGUAUCCACACCAAACGGCUUUGAUCACUUCUCCAAGCGGUCAGACUGCAACAGCGCAUGUCAGCAAGUGCAUGGAAUGCAACAUUGUCUUCUAUAAACACGAGAAUUUCAUCGCCCACAAGCAGCACUACUGUGCCAGCAGGAGGGCUGUGAAGACAUCGCCGCAAAUAUCACCGAAACUGUCCCCGCGUGAGGCGGCAGAGUCCAAUUCUAGCAGUGUGGUGCUUGCUAAGAAAUCUCCUGAACUCAUCAACAAACCAUCCGUAUCGUUGAACAGUGAAGAGAAACUCGAUCUUCUAAACAACAGCAGUAAAACUCAUGUGAUGUCUGCUGAGAACUCUGACAAGAAAGCUAAUUUCAGCUAUUACUGUGUCCCUUGUAAAAUAAAGUUCAGUUCAGCAUCGACCCUAAAGGCCCACAAAGAUUAUUAUUGUCCACAUGGUAAGAACAGUGAACAGUCAUUAAUUUUAUGCAAGGCCGAUGGUCAUUCUGAAAGCAGUUGCAGUGAGGCAGAUGACAACUCUUUGGAAGACAGUUUUUACACUUGCAACCACUGCCACACUUCGUAUACUUCAUCUAGGUUAUACCGUCACCAUUACUGUCCCGCUAAUAUGCAGAACCCAAUGGUACGCUGCCCACAUUGUGAUUACGUUGCCCCCACUCAGAACAAACUGACCGAGCACAUGAAAGCUCACACCUCUUCGCGAGGCUACAAGUGUUUAUUGUGUGGUUACCGUGGCAAUACUGUACGGGGCAUGCGAAUGCACGGCAAGACCCAUACAGACAACGGUGAGGAAUUUAAUGAGAAACAUGUCCUGGAGGUCGAAGAACCACCGCUUCUGCCAGUUUCUUUCAAAAAUGGUACGUCUGAUGUGUUUGGAAGUUUAGACAUGGAAGCUGAAUUGAUUCGACUGAAGAAUGAGCCGUACAAAAGAAGAAGAUCUCGAAAAUCCUACGAACGUAUGGAUAUAUCAAAUCACGAACUUUUGCAUGCUUGCAAGAUAUGUGGGGAGACUUUUAGUGACAUGAAAGCAUUCCAGAUGCAUAAUUCUAUUCACCGAACUUCUCCUUUAGUAUCUCAUACGAUUCCAAGGCCGAAAUCUGUGAAUAACAACAAAGACUUAGAAGAUUCUAGUCCCAGCAACAGCCAACUUCACAAUAUCCAUGUUACUUCUUGUUUGGAUCAAAAUGUUACAAUAACAUCGAAAAAAUUCAAAUACACAGAAAAUGCUGAUCCAAACAGCACCCCUUUAAAAUGUUUUCCAAAAACAUCUGGAGAAAUCUCUCCAACGUUGAGUCAACCUCGGAAAACGUCUUCUUACAACAGUAGCGUUCUCUGUCUAAAAUAUGAAGACAGCAAAGAUGGAAAUCUGAAGAAUGCAGUGAAUUCGUUCCAGUCUGCAGGUGUGCAGAAUAGUGCAGAAGAAGCUGUCGCAAACGACCACCAAACUAAGACGGCUCCUUCGAUUAGCCCCUUAAUCCAGGUAAAACCUGAACCCAUCGACCAUGGCUAUGAUAAAGCUGAGAAUAACAUGAGUGGGCCUCCGCCUCAAAGCAACAGCCCUUCUUUGUCGGAAAUUGCUAAUAUUUGUGUGAAAAUUGAGGCCGAGAAGGAAGAGUGCAGUGAAAAGAGAGAAACCGGUCUGAAUCUGUCCUCACCAAAAGAAGAAUCUUCUGUUCCGCCACAUUCCAAACUUGAAACCUCCACAAACCAUACCCCCAAGACCUCUCCGUCUCCUCCCCGACCCUCCUCCACUCCUUCUUCCCCCACUGCCGCUCCUUUAUCUGUCCUAGCCACUACAUCGUCACCCCUCUAUGUAUAUAACAAAUCCCAGUACUUGAAAGGGGAGAGAACUGAUACUUCCUCUAACCAUGUGCCAGAGACGCAUCUCUCCAAAUAUUGCCAGCAAUGUGAUAUUAGUUUUACUUACUUAGCGACGUUCUUAGCUCACAAAAAACAUUAUUGUAGUGCCCGAUUUCCGACAGAGCCGAAACCAUCUGUGACUGCUUAAAUAUUUCGCUUUUUAACUAAAGGAUUGCGUCCAUGCAAUUCAUACAGACUCUCACACACACAUACAAACACAAACAACCUCAAUAGGAAAUGUAUAUUAAAAAAAAAAAAGAAAAGAAAUGAAACAAAAUAAAAUGAAUAAAUAAAUAAAAUUAAAAUUUACAAUU